UAAAGCAUCGGUACCGGUGUUGGAUCAGACGGGCCAGAAUAGGUCCAGAUGUUGGUUCCGUAGAACCACAUGUCAGAUUAUGAUGAAUAUCUUGAGGCCUGGUUCUACCAGAACCUUUAGUUAAAACGAACAAACUGUCUGAAUCUUGAUAAACGCUGUGUCUGCAUUCAGUGAGGCCCUCUGAAGAGGCCGCGGCGGGCCGGGUUUGGCCCCCAGGCCACCAGUUUGACACGUGAUCAUGAAGGAUUGAGAAACCUGUCGGUUCAGAAAAGCAGCCGCCCUCGGACCCGUCGCCGAGCCCGCCGUCAUGCUGACGGAGGAGACGGGCCCCUGCAGUCAUCAUCAUCUGAGCCUGUGUGGCCGUGUUUAUGUUUCCUCAGACCAGUUCUGGCCCGGAGAACUGCUGAUCCGGUCCGCUGGAUCAGAUUCCAGGCAGUUCUGGACGGGAUUCGGGUCAGGUCGGACCGAAUCUGAGUUCAGACGACGUCCUGCAGGUCCAGCCGAGUUCCUGUCAAUCUAGCAGGAAGGAGCGGCCUCCUGGAGGCAGGUGUUCUGGGUCAGGUGGGGGGUGGAGCCUGCAGAACCGGCCCGUUGCUGGGCCCGGCGGGGUGGAGGCGUGUUUGCUUUAAAUGCUCAGCGUCUCCUGCCUGUGACUCAUCCUGAGCUGCAACAGCCGGCUGGUUUCCCCUGACGGUUCUGCAGCAAAACCCGACCGGUACCAAGAUGUUCCGCUUCCCGUUCCCGGCGCUGUGGGGGAAAAAGAAAAACAAGGAAAACCAGGAGAUCACGGUCCUGCCGCUGGAGCUUUCCCAGAACCAGCCCUGUGGUGAAGAUGAGACCAUGGUCCCGGUACUGACGUCCAGAAAAGCCUCAGAACUCCCGGUUAAUGAAGUAGCGUGCGUCCUGCAGGCGGACUUGCAGGCUGGUCUGACCCAGGAGGAAGUGACCCGGCGGAGGGUCUACCACGGCUGGAACGAGUUCGACAUCAGUGAAGACGAGCCGCUAUGGAGGAAGUACAUCUCCCAGUUCAAAGAUCCUCUCAUCCUGCUGCUGCUCGCCUCGGCCGUCAUCAGUGUUGUCAUGCACCAGUUAGAUGACGCCAUCAGCAUCACCGUGGCCAUCAUCAUCGUGGUGACGGUCGCCUUCGUGCAGGAAUACCGCUCAGAGAAAUCGUUGGAGGAGCUGGGGAAGCUGGUGCCUCCAGAAUGUCACUGCAUUAGGGACGGACAGUUGGAGCACCUGCUGGCCCGGGACCUGGUUCCUGGAGACACCGUGUGCCUGUCGGUGGGGGAGCGGGUCCCUGCGGAUCUGCGUCUGUAUGAGGCGAGCGACCUCUCCAUCGAUGAGUCCAGCCUAACGGGGGAGACCCACCCCAGCUCCAAGUCCACGACCCCCCAGCCGCCCGCCUCCAAUGGGAACAUCGCCUCCCGCAGCAACAUCGCCUUCAUGGGGACGCUGGUUCGCUGCGGCAAAGCCAAGGGCAUCGUCAUCGGGACUGGAGAGAACUCUGAGUUCGGGGAGGUUUUCAAGAUGAUGCAGGCGGAGGAGGCUCCUAAGACUCCCCUCCAGAAGAGCAUGGACCUGCUGGGGAAGCAGCUGUCGCUUUACUCCUUCGGCAUCAUCGGGGUCAUCAUGCUGGUGGGCUGGCUGCAGGGGAAGAGGAUCCUGGACAUGUUCACUAUCGGCGUCAGCCUGGCGGUGGCGGCCAUCCCAGAGGGUCUGCCCAUCGUGGUGACGGUGACGCUGGCGCUUGGCGUGAUGCGCAUGGUGAAGAAGAGAGCCAUCGUCAAGAAACUUCCCAUCGUGGAGACUCUGAGCUGCUGCAACGUGAUCUGCUCAGACAAGACUGGAACGCUGACCAAGAACGAGAUGACUGUGACCCAGGUCUUCACCUCAGAUGGACUCCAUGCUGAGGUGACAGGCGUGGGCUACAACGGGACCGGAGAGGUGCUGCUGGACGGAGAGGUGGUCCACGGCCUCGCCUGCCCUUCCAUCAGUAAAGUUGUGGAGGUGGGCUGCGUGUGCAACGACUCAAUCAUCAGGAACCAGAACCUGCUGGGGCGUCCCACAGAGGGCGCGCUCAUCGCCCUCGCCAUGAAGAUGGGUCUGGAGAGUGUUCAGCAGGAGUUCAUCCGUCUGGAGGAGCAUCCCUUCACCUCCGAGCAGAAAUGGAUGGCUGUUCGCUGCGUCCACCGCACACAGCAGGAUAAAAGUGGAGUCUACUUUAUGAAGGGCGCCUAUGAGCAGGUGAUCCGUUUCUGCAGCAGCUACAACAGCAGAGGCUCCAACCUUCCCCUGACCCACCAGCAGAGGGAGCUCUACCAGCAGCAGAUCAGCUACAUGGGCACCUCAGGCCUCAGAGUGCUGGCGUUCGCCUCGGGUUCCCAGAUGGGGAGCCUGACCUUCCUGGGCCUGGUGGGCAUCAUCGACCCGCCCAGGGAAGGGGUCAAAGAGGCUGUUGCUACGCUGCUCAACUCUGGGGUCGCCAUCAAGAUGAUCACCGGAGACUCGCAGGAGACGGCCGUGUCGAUAGCGAACCGUCUGGGCCUCUACUCCAAAGGAUGCCAUUGUUUGUCAGGAGAGGAGGUGGACCAUCUGGACCUGCAGGAACUGUCCAACAUCGUUCCUAGGGUUGGUGUGUUCUACCGGGCCAGUCCCAGACACAAGCUGAAGAUCGUCAAGUCUCUCCAGAACCUCGGUGCCGUGGUGGCGAUGACUGGCGACGGCGUAAAUGACGCCGUGGCGCUGAAGGCGGCAGACAUCGGAGUGGCGAUGGGCAAGACGGGCACCGACGUCUGCAAGGAGGCGGCGGACAUGAUCCUGGUGGACGACGACUUCCAGACCAUCAUGUCAGCUAUCGAGGAAGGCAAAGGAAUCUACAACAACAUCAAGAACUUUGUCCGCUUCCAGCUGAGCACGAGCAUUGCAGCGCUGACGCUCAUCUCCCUGGCAACGCUGAUGAACUUCCCCAACCCUCUGAACGCCAUGCAGAUCCUGUGGAUCAACAUCAUCAUGGACGGACCACCCGCUCAGAGUUUGGGGGUGGAGCCUGUGGACCGUGACGUCAUCAGUAAGCCGCCUCGCAAUGUGAAGGACACCAUCCUGACCCGCAGCCUGCUGGUCAAGGUCCUGGUGUCAGCCUUCAUCAUUGUCUGCGGGACGCUGUUUGUCUUUUGGAGAGAGCUGCAGGACAACAUGAUCACUCCUCGAGACACCACCAUGACCUUCACCUGCUUCGUCUUCUUCGACAUGUUCAACGCUCUGAGCUCGCGCUCUCAGACCCGCAUGGUCCAUGAGAUGGGCCUGUGCAGCAACAGGACGUUCUGCUACGCCGUCCUGGCCUCCAUCAUGGGGCAGCUGCUCGUCAUCUACUUCCCUCCACUGCAGAGCAUCUUCCAGACGGAGAGCCUCAGCAUCCUGGACCUGCUGUUCCUGCUCAGCCUCACCUCCUCGGUGUGCGUGGUGUCAGAGGUCAUCAAGAAGGUGGAGCGGUGUCGAGGAGCUGAGCGCCGCCCCCCCUCCGACUGCUCCCUGGAGGUAUGACCCGCUCCCCGUUCUCUGGCUGCUGAUUGGAGGAAGAGGACGUUCGGGUGAUCUCACCUGGCAGCACUGACUUUUUCCUGUGAGAUCCUCCGACAGAGCGACGCUCCGGUCUGGGACUGGACACCGCUCCUACUUUAUUGGACUGGGAUUAAGAAUUGGGAGGACUGGUUUGUAAAAUGCUGCUUUGCUUUGAACCCGUUUGGUUCUGGUGGAGGUGUAACCGUUCAGUUUGGACUCUGAGCGACCUGAUGGGGUUAAGGGUCAGGGUUUAUUUAAUUACUGGAACAUUCCACUGGGACCAGUGAAGCUGGUCUUGAGCUCUGUGAGCCGAGCUGGACCAGAACCGCUCGGAUGUUACUCCAGGUUCAAAUCAUUCCAUGUUUUUAAUCGGUGGGAAUUUCUGCUGAAGCCCCGCCCCGUUUUGGGAGCUCCGCCCAUUUCUAAGCUCCGCCUGUUUUGGGAUAAAUAUUCCAGCUUUGUUUCUCGUUGCUCUGCUGGUUGUUUUGGUUCUGAUCCAGCUGAAUUAUGGAUCCGGAUCCGUUCAGUACCGACACUACAGCUGGUUGAGUCACACUAAGGACCCGGAAGACGGAUCCAGGAUUGGAUUGUCAGAACGUCAACAGCGUACAGUUAAACUUCCACCAGGCCGGCCCGGUUCCAGUUCUGCUCACCCUGACCCACCGGGUCAGGAGCAGCUCCAGUUUAUUCCCAUGAAAACGUUCCUGAUACCAAACCUGUGGCUCUUCAGGGUCCAAACGGCAACGCUUCCUCUUCUGGUGCCUUAGAAGCCCUGGACGGUCCGACCGACUUCCUGCUUCCUGUCCUGCUGUGGUCUGCAGAGAGGAGUCACCCCGGUGCAUUCUGGGUAAUCUGGGGCCAUCUCUGUGUACGAUUUUAUUUAUUUCUGAAAGUCUCUGCUGCUGUUUCCCAAAAACGAAGCUCCGGUUUCCUCUGGGCUGCUGCUUCCUGCUGCAGACUCCGCCCCGUCCCGCUCCUCCGGAUAAACUUUGUUUACUUUUAGUUUUUCUAGUUUUCAUCCUUUUAAUAUUUGUAUGAUCAGGCAUACAAGCCAGAAUAAUCGUUUAAUUUAUAAAUAAAUUGAUGCGGGACUUAUUUUUAUCUUGACUCGUCUCAGUGGAGAAAAUAUGGUGGAAGAAAUAAAAAUAUAAUCAAUAACA
Molecule: messenger RNA, 4721 nt
Organism: Xiphophorus maculatus (southern platyfish)
Lineage: Eukaryota; Metazoa; Chordata; Actinopteri; Cyprinodontiformes; Poeciliidae
Gene: atp2c1
Product: ATPase secretory pathway Ca2+ transporting 1
Exons: 27
Coding region: 724-3543 (939 amino acids)
Biological process (GO): calcium ion transmembrane transport; intracellular calcium ion homeostasis; manganese ion transport
Cellular component (GO): endoplasmic reticulum; plasma membrane; Golgi membrane
Molecular function (GO): ATP hydrolysis activity; P-type calcium transporter activity; ATP binding
Source: RefSeq, a predicted model, not a curated record